UGCAGUUACCGAAUCCGCUAGCUAGUUUACCCGGAGAGGAGGCUAGCUGGUUAGCCGUGUAAACGACCUAGUGCAUAACUGCGAGCGUUACAUCACGGUGGGUUCUUGUCCCACCUGUGAGGAACAACGCGGAGCAGUCAGUCCCGGUGGUCAGUUACUGUGACACGAGCAGGACACGCUGAUCUCUCACUGAAAUAACAAAACUAUAGCAGCGGUGACUUUGACGGUCAGUUGUUCCCGAGGAGGAGGCUGGUCUGUGUUUCUUCGUACCUUGGGGUUUAAGCCAAAAGAGGAGUGAUGUCCUGCCCAUGCACCUCGGCUGCCCGGUUGUUCCUUAACACUGCACACAGAGGAUUGUCCUGCUCCCGCUUUCAGCUCUUUUCUCUGAGUCGUCAGGGGUCUCGGGAAGCACAUGUACCUCUCCAGGUGCGGGUGAGGUCUUUUUCAGAGACUUCUGUCUGCUUUGCUGCUAAAGAUGGGACAACAAAGGACAAUGGGAGUGAUGGAAAGAAAAGCAUCAGUGAAGGGAAGAGACUUUCUGGUUCUGGAGGAUCAGGAAAGGGGGGAAGUCAGCUACGCUGCCCUAAAUGUGGAGAUCCAUGCACGCACGUAGAGACCUUUGUAUCAUCAACACGGUUUGUCAAAUGUGAGAAAUGCCAUCACUUUUUCGUGGUUCUGUCUGAAACGGACUCUAAGAAGGGGCUUAACAAAGAACCAGAAUCUGCUGCAGAGGCUGUGAAACUGGCAUUUUCCCAGAAACCUCCCCCUCCCCCCAAGAAGAUAUUUGCUUAUCUCGACAAAUACGUUGUGGGCCAGUCCUAUGCAAAGAAGGUGUUAGCAGUCGCCGUGUACAACCAUUACAAGCGCAUCUACAACAACAUUCCUGCUGGGAGUCGACAGCAGGCUGAGGUGGAAAAACAGCCCUCUCUAACACCUCGUGAACUAGAGAUGAGAAGACGAGAGGAUGAAUACAGAUUCACAAAGCUGCUGCAGAUCGCAGGGAUCAGUCCUCAUGGAAACGCUCUGGGGGCAUCAAUGCAGCAGCAGGCGAGCCAGCAGGCACCUCAGGAGAAGAGGGGCGGAGAGGUCCUGGACUCCACACACACCGAAAUUAAACUGGAGAAGAGCAACAUCAUACUUCUAGGCCCAACUGGCUCCGGAAAAACAUUAUUAGCACAGACUCUGGCUCGUUGUCUGGAUGUUCCCUUUGCAAUUUGCGAUUGCACCACACUAACUCAAGCUGGAUACGUGGGAGAAGACAUUGAGUCGGUCAUCGCUAAACUGCUGCAGGAUUCCAACUACUCUGUGGAGAAGGCACAGCAAGGUAUUGUGUUUCUGGACGAGGUGGACAAAAUUGGCAGUGUGCCUGGAAUCCAUCAGCUGAGGGAUGUAGGUGGAGAGGGAGUCCAGCAGGGUUUGCUUAAACUGUUGGAGGGCACGAUUGUCAAUGUUCCUGAAAAAAACUCCAGGAAGCUGAGAGGAGAAACAGUUCAGGUCGACACGACAAACAUCCUGUUUGUUGCAUCAGGUGCCUUCAAUGGACUUGACAGAAUCAUCAGCAGAAGAAAGAAUGAAAAGUAUUUGGGUUUCGGAACUCCUUCCAACAUGGGGAAAGGGCGUCGUGCAGCGGCUGCAGCAGACUUGGCCAACAGCAGUGGUGAGACGGACACUGUGCUAGAGAUCGAGGAGAAGGACAGGCUGCUGAAGCUCGUUGAGGCCAGGGACCUGAUCGAGUUUGGAAUGAUCCCAGAGUUUGUGGGUCGUCUUCCCGUGGUCGUUCCUCUGCACAGCCUGGAUGAAGAGACGCUAGUCCGAAUCUUGACUGAACCACGCAACGCUGUAGUGCCCCAAUACCAGGCUCUUUUCAGCAUGGACAAAUGUGAACUCAAUGUGACUACGGGUGCCCUGCAGGCCAUAGCCAGGAUGGCUCUGGAGAGAAAAACAGGAGCUCGGGGGCUCAGAUCCAUCAUGGAAAAGCUCCUUCUCGAGCCCAUGUUUGAGGUGCCACACUCUGACAUCAUGGCUGUUGAGCUAAACAAGGACAUUGUCCAAGGAAAAGCCCUUCCCAGAUAUAUCAGAGCUCCAGCCAAGGAGACUUCAGAGGAGGAAUACGACUCGGGCAUCGAGGAGGAGAACUGGCCUCGGCAGGCGGAUGCUGCUAACAACUGAAACACAUGUCACUCAUUUCAGCUAAAGACGGAGCUGGCUGAAAUUAUUCGAUUACUCUGAACCCUUGGAUACCACCGGUUGGUUUCAUUCUAGCCCCUGUCAUACAGUCUGUGGACAUUGUGUAGAGGUACUUAAGGCUGCUGGUUCUCAGUAAGGAGUGAUUUCAUGAUGAACAAGUUAAUAGUGUAACAACCUUUGGUCCUGUGCAUCAGAUGUUAAUUCUCUAGUCGUGCACCAACAUGGUGGACCUUUAUCAAAAUAUUUCAAUCUCUGGGGAUUGUUAACAUUUUAUCUAUAUAAAGAUAAUGCUAUUUUAUUCAUGAAAGGAUGUGUAGCUAGAUUGCUGUUUUCUCCUCGUGUGGUGACGGGCUGUAAUAGCAGAGGAAACAAUGGGAUCACACUGUACAACGUGGGCUGCUGAGAAAGCUUAGAUGUGAUGUCACCAUGUCAAGUAACGCCUUAUGUCAAAAGUGCAUAAUAUUCCACAAGCUUAUCAAUAUUUUUGAUGUUUUUUCUUUACCACCAUUGUAAUAAUGGUGCUCACCGUGAAAUCAGGCUGUAAAUGUUGAGCUACAUUGCUUAGGUAGCAUUUGUAAGCAGUUUGUAUGACAUGGCCUCUAAUUAGGAGAAUUUAAUAUGAAUUGAAAUUCACCAGCACACUAAACACAGCAGGUAAAAAAACAUAAUGGUGACUUUUUAAACAGGCAGAAUGGUUAUUUUUCAGUGGUCACUUUCUUCUCCCGCCCCCCUGUUAGGGAAUGUACAUGUGUUUAUUUGCAGAGCUCCGUUUUCACAGGACUAGUUCAGAUCGCUGGAAAAGCCAGAUUAUCAGGUUAUUUUGAGAACUCAAAAAGUGUUAUUGAAAUAUCCUCUGAUAUUGUUUUUUUUUCGUUUUUAUGUUGUGUAGAAAGCUAUCCUCCAGUAUUCAUGACUGAAACAUAUUCCUAAACCGGAUAUUUAAUUCAGAAUUUUCCAGAUUAAAAUCUUUACCAGACAAAUGGUCCUGCCUCCACUGCUUUGACAAAUACUCUCACAACAGCAGUUAGUAGUGAUGUCAUAUCCUGUUAUUGAAUGACAACUCGAAUCACAUGUCUAAAGGCUCUCUGACAGACCCACUGUACUCUUCAUGCUUUCUGUGCCACAGAAUGAGAUUAAACUAGAUCUGUUCUCCUUUUUCUUUAAGUUUUCUUUUUCCUCCAGAACUGCUUUUUUUUCCGUUUUCAGAGGUCUGUUUAAGAACCUGUAAACAUCCUAAGUUUGUGACUCUUGAGAAAUUCUUGUAAUUGUUAAAAAUUUAAAUAAAAUGUGUAUCUCUGUACAGAA
Molecule: messenger RNA, 3492 nt
Organism: Platichthys flesus (European flounder)
Lineage: Eukaryota; Metazoa; Chordata; Actinopteri; Pleuronectiformes; Pleuronectidae
Gene: clpxb
Product: caseinolytic mitochondrial matrix peptidase chaperone subunit Xb
Exons: 15
Coding region: 298-2169 (623 amino acids)
Biological process (GO): protein folding; protein catabolic process; proteolysis
Cellular component (GO): mitochondrial matrix
Molecular function (GO): ATP hydrolysis activity; zinc ion binding; ATP binding
Source: RefSeq, a predicted model, not a curated record